CAAACUUUUCAUUGCGAUUCCAAUGUCAUAAGCAUCAGUUUUUUAUUUCUCUCUCAAGAAUCUUCGAAACGCGCCGCUGUUGACGAUAUUAACUAUUUAUUUCGGUUCUAUAUAACUCGAGUGGAAUUAUUUGUGAAAUUCAGUGAAACAAUGGCAUCAGCAGCCGACGCGCGCGUUUCCCUUUGCGGUAAAUUGGGCCUAAAACCCAUAAAUGUCAACAACAUCAUGUUUUAUUAUGCGCCGAUUCAAGGAGUUAUCAGCUAUACUGCCCUUUCUGUGAAUGUUAUGAAUCCUUCUUUAAUUUUGAGGCUAUUUCCUCGAAGGGACAUUACAAAUGUGCUUCUUGCUCAUGCAUUUGUGGGCAGCAGUUUAUACUUAUACAAUCGACCACAUUUGAUGAACCUAUCUAAACAGGAACGCAUUUUAUACAGUGUUUUUGGAUCUGUCACAUUUUCAUUGGGAUCUGUCCUUAUUUGGGCAAUUUUAAGGAGUGUAGUGCCACAAAAUGUGGCCUUGUGCACAGUGUGUGGGGUGGGCUCAGGGUUGGCACUUUUGAAAAUUGGUCGAAAUUAUGUUGAACAUAUUGAUAGUCUUGCUGUAACUAAGAAACACUGAAGUAUACUUAUGUAUGAACUGUAACCAUUGAUAAAAUUGUUGUUUUGUUAUUUUGUAGAUAUUCAUACUAUCAAAUUAUCACUCAGUAUAAGUCUCAAGCAAUAAUUUUGUAGUUUUGUUUGAAAAUGUGGAAUGUUUGAUGUUUUUGACAUUAAAUAAUUGAAUAUAUAAUAUAA
This is a messenger RNA of Dalotia coriaria, 791 nucleotides long. RefSeq lists its product as uncharacterized. The transcript has 3 exons. Bases 151 to 615 code for a protein of 154 amino acids. Lineage: Eukaryota; Metazoa; Arthropoda; Insecta; Coleoptera; Staphylinidae. The record is from RefSeq and is a predicted model, not a curated record.